UGAAAACGUGUGUAAAUACUUAUUAUUUGGUACGUUCGAUUCAACGUGCCUUAGUCCUUUGACAGUUCAAAUGAGAGACGUCUGUCUUCACUUCUUCGAAGAACAAGAGAAGUAGGUAGUAUCGACGGCAGCGUACAUUAGCCUGUUUCUGCCAGAGUUUAGCCCGUUUCCAGUUAGCGAGUACGUAAUCUGCCAUGGCCGCGAGCGCUCGACUGUUUUCCCGUGUCAAAGAUGGUUUCACAACCAGCGUUCGUUUUGCGAGUUAUGAAAGCACUCGGAAGAAUCUGAAGCUCAACUCGAACUCGAAGGUCAUCUGCCAGGGAUUCACGGGAAAGCAGGGCACCUUCCACUCCCAGCAGGCCCUCGAGUACGGAACGAAGCUGGUCGGAGGAGUUUCCCCCGGAAAGGGCGGUCGCCAACAUCUGAACCUUCCGGUGUUCAAUUCGGUGAAGGAAGCGAAGGCGGCCACCGGUGCGGAUGCCACCGUAAUCUACGUUCCUCCCCCGGGGGCAGCCAAUGCCAUUAUGGAGGCCAUCGAAGCGGAGAUCCCGCUGGUGGUGUGCAUUACCGAGGGAGUCCCGCAGCACGACAUGGUCAAAGUAAAGCACGCCCUGCUCGCUCAAGACAAAUCCCGUCUGGUUGGCCCCAACUGCCCAGGAAUCAUUGCUCCCGAACAAUGCAAGAUCGGUAUCAUGCCGGGACACAUCCAUAAGCGUGGCAAGAUCGGUGUCGUGUCCCGUUCGGGAACACUGACCUACGAGGCCGUGCAUCAAACGACAGAAGUGGGUCUCGGUCAAACGCUUUGCGUCGGCAUUGGAGGCGAUCCCUUCAACGGAACCGAUUUCAUCGAUUGCCUGGAAGUCUUCCUCAAGGAUCCGGAUACCAAGGGUAUUAUCCUGAUCGGUGAGAUUGGUGGUGUCGCUGAGGAAAAGGCUGCCGAUUAUCUGAUGCAAUACAACCAGGGCAUUAAGGCCAAGCCAGUGGUCUCCUUCAUUGCCGGUCUGUCUGCUCCGCCUGGCCGUCGGAUGGGUCACGCCGGUGCCAUCAUCUCCGGAGGCAAGGGAGGCGCCCAGGAUAAGAUCAACGCGCUCGAAAAGGCCGGCGUCAUCGUGACCAGAAGCCCGGCCCAGAUGGGCAAAGAGUUGUUCAAAGAAAUGAAGAGAUUGGAACUCGCCUAAAUAAAUGCAAGCUAAACCAUACAUCCACAUAAGAAAAAAAAAACCUUCAACAAAAGUGUGUAGUAAGUUUAGGAGUAUUUUCUUCAAUGUUACCCUCGGUCAAACGACGUUUUAUGUUUUCCUUUUUUAUACACGCAACAUAAACAGGAUUGAGCAAUAAACGAUGAGCUCAGAAAUAUACACUAACGAAGAACUAAGUAUAAAAACGCAUUAUUUGAAUCCGAUUUUAGAGUGGAGAAAAAGCGUAAUGUGCAAAAACACCGAAUGAAGCCUUGUUGUUAGAAUGGAAUUCUUUUUUUCCCCUUCGACAUAGGUAUAUUGCAAAUCGAUAAACAUAUGAUACGAGAAGACUAAACUGCAAUAAGCUGCAAAGGGUACCGAUAUUCAAAGAAGUGCUGGAUGAAUAUUUAUUCCGUUCGAUUAGCUUUUGGUGUAAUCGCACUCGAAAUUAUUGAACUGCACAAUAUGAUAGAAAUGACUGUCCGAAUCUACAUAUAUGGCGAUGACUUCAUCACUUAUCAUCCUAAACCGGUCAAAUUUGACCGCAAGAGCAAACCGAAUCUGUAAUCGUUCAAAUACCAAACAGCAUGAAUACAAAAUUAUGGAAUAAUCGUU
Molecule: messenger RNA, 1793 nt
Organism: Aedes aegypti (yellow fever mosquito)
Lineage: Eukaryota; Metazoa; Arthropoda; Insecta; Diptera; Culicidae
Gene: Scsalpha1
Product: succinate--CoA ligase [ADP/GDP-forming] subunit alpha, mitochondrial
Exons: 5
Coding region: 195-1178 (327 amino acids)
Biological process (GO): tricarboxylic acid cycle
Cellular component (GO): succinate-CoA ligase complex (ADP-forming); mitochondrion
Molecular function (GO): succinate-CoA ligase (GDP-forming) activity; succinate-CoA ligase (ADP-forming) activity
Source: RefSeq, a predicted model, not a curated record